CUACAACUCAUACAAGUCUAAAACACUAACUGAACUCAGCAGGAGGAAAAGGAAUAUUCAGUCAUUAACGGACCGUCAAGGAUUCCUUUCAACACAGCAAGACUGUGGAGCGUCUGAAUCAAUGUGAGCAAAACACAGUGAGUGUCACCCAGAAGACCUAUGACCUCUCCUCUGAAAUGAUGGGUUAUUUGUCAUCACUCAGUGUUUUGAGAUCAGAGGUCAAGAGCCAGGUGGACAGUGUGGCUGUGCGUUUAGACCGGAUGGGGAGAGAGUUGGAGUAUCUAGAAAACAAGAUCCCCACCCAGUCUGACAUUGAGAUGGAGGAGGCUCUGCUGGAACAACAGGUAAAGGCUGCAGAACUGGACCAGUUAAAGAAGAAAGCCAAGAUCAAAGUGGAGAAUGACUGCAGCACAGCCCUGAGUCAAAUUACGUCUCUCAAGAUUGUGAAGAAGGCAGGAGACACCUAUGGUUCCUGGUUCAAGGAUCAACAAUCAGCCAAGGUCUACCUGCUCAGUGGAAUUCGUAACAACACUCUACUUGAGUAUGCCACUCUGCAAAGCUUCAAAGAGAGGAUCACUUCUCCCCCAGCUAAGGUGGUGCAGCUGCCUUUCCAGUGGCAGGGGACAGGUCAUGUGGUCUACAAUGGAUUCCUCUACUACCACAAGGCAGAUACACCCAACCAGAUACUGAAGCUACCCGCAGUUGAGCUCACUGAGGAUGAAAGAGCUGUGUGAGCUGCUCAGCUACUGGAAUGGAGCCAGCUUUAUCUGCAGGGGCCAGGUGAAGCUUGAACAAACUACAAAAAGUUAAAAUGUUAAUCAUCUGCUGUAAUGUUUUACGUGCAGUAACUGUUUAAAGAUACAGCCUGUUCACACACACAAGAGGCUUGUGUCAUCCUUAGGUGAAUAAUGUUGCAUACUGCAGUAUGCACUUGCAAAAUGAUGCUGUGAAGUUGGGAAUCAGAACAAAAGAUUUUUUAAACACUGCCACCAGAUAUUUUAAGACUCCCUCUGUUUUACUUUUUGACAAAAAAAAAAAAAAAUUACUUACCUAUUUUUGCUGAGGCAGUGAUUUCCACAAUUAAAUUUGCAACAAAGUAGCCAAAAUGCCAAAAUACAAAAACCGCCUUCACCAAAAACAAAGAAUGCCUUAAUUAUUUUCAACAGCUAUCUCUGUAUCAUUAAUAACAAAAUCGUAAAAUAACCUAAAAUUGUGUGCAAAUUGGAAUAAAGUCUACAGUUCUUUAGAGCUGAAAUGAUUAGUUGAAUUAUCAGUUGUCACAAAAUUAAUAGGCAAAUAUUUUGAUAAUCGAUUGCCUCAAG
Xiphias gladius (swordfish) is the source of this 1322-nucleotide messenger RNA. It is a transcript of the gene olfml1, whose product is annotated as olfactomedin-like 1. The record is from RefSeq and is a predicted model, not a curated record. The coding region runs from base 177 to 734 and encodes 185 amino acids. The transcript is spliced from 6 exons. Lineage: Eukaryota; Metazoa; Chordata; Actinopteri; Istiophoriformes; Xiphiidae. Gene Ontology annotation, biological process: signal transduction.